Messenger RNA from Zerene cesonia (dogface butterfly), 2233 nucleotides. It is a transcript of the gene NGR-A15, whose product is annotated as neuropeptide CCHamide-1 receptor-like. Lineage: Eukaryota; Metazoa; Arthropoda; Insecta; Lepidoptera; Pieridae. The coding region runs from base 206 to 1354 and encodes 382 amino acids. The record is from RefSeq and is a predicted model, not a curated record. Gene Ontology annotation, molecular function: G protein-coupled peptide receptor activity. Gene Ontology annotation, biological process: G protein-coupled receptor signaling pathway. The transcript is spliced from 9 exons. Gene Ontology annotation, cellular component: membrane.
GCGGGAGCCACGUCCAUGUGACGUUUACAACGCGGGAAUGUUUUCGAAUUCCGAAUUCGAAUUUAACGGUUUGUUUUUUAGCGCGAUUAACGUAUGCCAGUGCGAAUCUGUGAUUGAAAAUUUAGUGUAAACUUUUUGGAAAGUUUGAAAAUAUUUUUGUGUUGUGAACUUUUGAAUCGAACUGUGAGAAUUUUGGAUAUGUACAAUGGCGGACUAUAAUGAUACGUUACUAUUAAACGACACUGACACCUACAAGCCGUACUCGCAACGGCCUGAGACGUACAUCGUGCCCAUUCUCUUUGCUUUCAUCUUCAUCAUUGGAGUCGUUGGCAAUGGGACCCUCGUUGCUGUGUUCGUGAGGCACAAGGCGAUGCGCAAUGUGCCUAACACAUAUAUCUUAUCCCUCGCCCUGGCUGAUCUGCUGGUGAUCAUAUCUUGCGUACCGUUUACCUCCGUGGUCUACACUCUGGAGUCCUGGCCGUGGGGAGUCACGGUCUGCCGGCUGUCUGAAGCUGCGAAGGAUAUCAGCAUUGGCGUGUCAGUGUUCACGCUGACAGCGUUGUCAGCGGAUCGGUAUUUCGCGAUCGUGGACCCGCUGAGAAAACUACAUGCUACUGGUGGAAGCAAGCGGGCGACCCGUGUGACAGUUGCUACUGCGAUCGGCAUAUGGUUGCUGGCGGGAGCCAUGGCCGCUCCGGCGUACAUUGGAUCUUAUUUACGAGAAUUCGUCGUUAAUCCAACAAAAAAGUUUCUCGUCUGCUACCCAUACCCCGUGGAGUGGGGAGACCAGUACCCAAAGGUGAUGGUACUAAUGAAGUUCCUUGUAUACUACUCCAUGCCCCUGGCUGUGAUCGCGCUUUUCUAUAUCCUGAUGGCAAGACACCUCGUGCUGAGCACUCAGAACGUACCAGGGGAAAUGCAGGGCACCCAGAGACAGAUGCGAGCACGGCGAAAAGUCGCGCUCACAGUACUGGCUUUCGUGCUAGUUUUUGCAGCUUGUUUUCUUCCAACUCAUGUCUUUAUGUUGUGGUUCUACUACUGUCCCACAGCGCAAUACGACUUCAACGCUUGGUGGGCGGCACUUCGCAUUGUUGGCUUCUGCCUGUCCUUCCUCAACAGCUGCGUCAAUCCGAUCGCCCUCUAUUGCACUAGUGGGAUAUUUAGGAAGCAUUUUAACAGAUACCUCUUCUGCCGUACUCCAUCAGCACACGGGACCCGGGGCUCCCUCUCUCUCUCGACUUCUAGAAGACUCCAUUCCAGCAGAAAGACCAAUAUCAGCAUGGUGCCAAGAACAACGAGUGUCGGCCGGGACAGCAGCAUUCGUCUAUUGAACAACGGCUCUUCGAAACUCUGAGAAAGGCAUCGUUCGCGAUCCAUUGCGAACACUCCAGAUUAUCGUUUUAAUAUGUAGACCGUAAAAUACUCGGAUUUCAUCCACGAUAAUACAGCUGAAUAUGACUGUGUUGAAAUAAACAGCUCUAACUUCUGAGCAGCACAAAUAUUUAUUAACAGAUUAUAAAAUGUAAGAAGAUGUCAAAUGUCAAAAUGUCAAAUAGCGACAUAAGUUCGGAUUCAUAACAGUGUCGUGUUGUGACGUGAUGCAUCAGAGAUUUAUUGAAAUCGAAUUGUGUCACUAUGCUAAUGUAAUAACGUUAAAAAUGCAAAAAAAUAUAUCUGAUGGUUCAUAACACAACACGGACCAAACACGGAGACAGGUUAUGUUAUAAAUUAAUUUUAAUUGUGUAAAAAAUUAAUGACGCAGUUACCUGCGAUGCACAGUAACAUAUAAAAAAUAAUUUAUAAGUUAUAUACGAAUAAUACAUAAAUAAAUAGAGCUAUUCAAUCAAUAAAAAAUAUGCGUCAAACGCAAAAUCUUUCUUGAUUAAUUCAAUAUAAGUAAGGAAACUCCAUUCCAUUAGUUUCAUAACUAAGUGUUGUGAAACUUAUGGAAGCUGAAACAUAGUGGAAAUUGGUUUUUAACGUUUAAAUAAAAUUGAUGUCGUGAUUAAUAAGUGGUUUGCAUUAAAUGUACGAAUAAUCGUGUACCAUUGUCGGUGGCACCAAAAACGUGGGAAACCACAAUGCACACAAACUUUGAUUACCGUAAUGUGUGGUUUAACUUUUUUACGAUGUAUUUGUUUUUUUUUUUUUAGCAAAUACUGUAACAAAUCGCACAAAUAUUCUGAGUAUAUCCACUGAAUUUGAGGAUGCUAAGUAAUUUAAUUGAUUUGUA